Molecule: messenger RNA, 2393 nt
Organism: Pristis pectinata (smalltooth sawfish)
Lineage: Eukaryota; Metazoa; Chordata; Chondrichthyes; Rhinopristiformes; Pristidae
Product: NIPA-like protein 2
Exons: 11
Coding region: 79-1398 (439 amino acids)
Biological process (GO): magnesium ion transport
Cellular component (GO): membrane
Molecular function (GO): magnesium ion transmembrane transporter activity
Source: RefSeq, a predicted model, not a curated record
UCCCACUCACCGGCACACACAGAGAGCAGAGGUGUUGGGAUUUAGCAGAGGGCGGCAGUCUUCCCCUUGUGGUAAGCCAUGAUCUGUCCGCACCUCAUCUAUCCCUCGGCUGGGCUGGGCAGGGCUGGAAGUAUCAGGAAGUUUCAGCGGCGGCGGGGCGGUGCGCUGCUGCCUCGGUGUGUGCAGGGAGGAGGGGGUUGGUGGUGGUGGAUGAACGGGGAAGAGUCAGCCUUGCCUACGUUAGAGAGAGAGAGAGAGAGAGAGAGACAGCGGAUGGCGACUACCAGCUCUGUGAUCACGCUCCGGCCGUUGAGCAAUGCGACCCAGCUCCAGCUCGGUAGAAGCACCAUCUCACCUGCUGGGACUGACUUCCACCUUUCCCAGACAAACAUCCUGGGAACAAUCUUAGCGAUAACUGGAAAUAUCCUUAUCAGUAUAUCUCUAAAUAUUCAGAAAUAUACACAUGUCCGAUUAUUAUGUCAAGAAAGUCUAACACCUUAUUACAAGAGCAAGCUAUGGUGGUGUGGAAUCUUCCUGAUGGGAUUGGGUGAGCUGGGGAACUUUGCUGCCUACGGAUUUGCUCCGGCUACUCUGGUUGCUCCCUUGGGAUGCGUGUCUGUUAUUGCGAGUGCAGCAAUUUCGGUGGUAUUCCUGAAGGAAAAACUGCGCUCUUCAGAUAUCUUGGGGGGAUCGCUGGCUGUUCUGGGAACCUACCUUCUAGUGACCUUUGCCAUUAGCGGUCAACAGGCAAUCACAGCCAUUAAGAUCCAGAACUACAUUGUUAGCUGGGAGUUCUUGGUUUACUUGACAUUGGAGUUUCUGUUGUUCAGCGUUUUGCUGUAUCUCAAUAAGAGAAGACAUCUGAACCACAUUGUAAUCUUACUGCUGAUGUCCUCGUUACUGGCCUCGCUGACGGUGAUCUCUGUGAAGGCAGUGGCAGGCAUGGUGACCACAUCCAUCGAAGGCCAGCUUCAGCUCCAGUACCCCAUCUUCUACCUGAUGAUUGUCAUCAUGAUCGUGUCCUGCAUUUUCCAAGUACAGUUUCUGAACCAAGCCAUGCGCCUCUACAAUGCAACGGAAGUGGUACCAAUCAACUUUGUUUUCUUUACGACCAGUGCCAUAAUUGCAGGUGUGAUAUUUUAUCAGGAGUUCUAUGGUGCUGCUUUACUCAAUGUCUUCAUGUUCCUGUUUGGGUGUAUGCUGUCAUUUCUUGGUGUUUUCCUGAUAGCCAAGAACAGAGAGAAGCGGACAGCUGACGUCCCAUAUAUUGACUUGGGCACCAUUCCAAAGCAGAAAAAGUCAGGUAAAAUCCAACCAGAGCUCAACAAUAUCAAUUCUUACGGAACUGUACGGGAUGGCGAACAAAGCAACUAUUCUGUGGGUGAAACUGCAAAAUAACUAUCAAACAGCAGAUUGAAAUGGAUUUAAUACUUGAACUAAGUAUUAACUCAACCUUAACUCCUCAUCGUAUUGGAUGUUCUUGGCUGGAUUCUGGCUCUUCCCACUAUUUCACUGUUGAGUGGUUGUGGUCCAAUCACACUUCAACGUUUACAAUGGAAAAUAUCACUUUGUCAGUCAUGUGGCUUUAAACAAAAAAUUAUAAUCAUCGUUUACGGCCUUUUGAUUUUGGACAACUCACUUUGAAAGCCACUUCUCAAACAAACGUAUUUAUUCCAAGAUUUAAGCGGAGAAACGGGAUGAUAAUUCUUUCCAUCAUUUAUUUAUAACGUGCAUUGUUGGAGGAAGCUAACAUUGAGGGGGGAGAGGAAAAACUACUAAGUGUGGCAUCAAUUUCAAGUUAAUGGGGAGAUUACUUUAAGAAACAAAGAACUUGCAUUUAUACAGCACCUUCAAGACCUCAGGGCUUUCCAAAGUGCCUUACAACAGAAGAUACCAUUUUUGAAUCUGGUCUGUUAUAUAGGAAGUACAGAAGACAGGUGAUGCAUGGCAAGAUCUCACUGCUGAUAUGUUUUAGUGAUGUUGGAUGUGGGAUUAAUAUUGGCCAAGACAGUAGGGAUACCUCCCUAUCUUCAAAGGAAUGCGAUAUGGUCUUUUGCACUCAUUGGAGAGGAAGGACUGGACUUUAAACUCUCAUCUGACUCCUGGCACUUCCAACAGAGCAGCACUCCUUCAGUAGGACACUGGAGUGUCACUGUGGACUGAAUGCUUGUGUCUCUGGUGUUGAACCCUCAAAACCUUAAGUACUGUAAUUACAAAGUUUAGACAUUUAUAUUAAUCAGAACAGUAGCAUAUUUAAUUUUUAGUUACUUUCAGGUAUUUACUUAAUAUUUGAUAUUUUCAGGUUGUUCUUUUAUCAUUGUGACUAAAAUAGUUUCUAGUUUAAAAUGUUCAAUUAACUUGUCAACAAGUGGAAUAAAAUGUUGUCUCCUGCA